Molecule: messenger RNA, 6182 nt
Organism: Melanotaenia boesemani (Boeseman's rainbowfish)
Lineage: Eukaryota; Metazoa; Chordata; Actinopteri; Atheriniformes; Melanotaeniidae
Gene: epb41l2
Product: erythrocyte membrane protein band 4.1 like 2
Exons: 24
Coding region: 272-3544 (1090 amino acids)
Biological process (GO): cortical actin cytoskeleton organization
Cellular component (GO): cytoskeleton; plasma membrane
Molecular function (GO): structural molecule activity; actin binding
Source: RefSeq, a predicted model, not a curated record
UAGUCCCAGGGGAAGAAGAGCUCUGAGGGAGGAGAGGAGAGGAUGAAGGAGAGAAAAUGGCAAUGACAGUUUGGAGGGCAGGCAUUUGCUAAGAGGUGGGAAGUGAAAGUGAAGCAAAGAAAGACAAACGAAGCUAUAGAGGCAGAAAGAGUUUAAAGAAAGUGAGAGCAAACAGGAAAAAGAAAGUGAAAAGAAGUGAAGGGAAGAGGAAAAGAAAAGGAGUUACAAGGAACAAACAGCAAGAGAAACAACAUUAGGUUGACCCAUCACCAUGACAACAGAAGCGGGCUCUGAGACAGAGGUGAAGGAGAAAGCAGAAGAGUCAGCUGCUCAGCCAGACCAAUCAGAGAACGCCACGCAAGAAACGCAGGAAGUAUCAAACGCUGAGGGAGAGGAGAAGGAAAAAGAGGAGAAGCCAAAAGAAGGAAAAGAGAGCAAAGGAAUAUCUCGAUAUCUGCCAACAUGGCUUAAGAAACAAAAGUCUCUAAGCCAGACCUCCCCAACAAAGGAGGUCUCGCCCACUGAGGACCCUGAUAGCAAGGCAAAGGAGGAAGAGGAGGUGCCUGCCCCAGAAGUAAACGGUCACGCAGAGGAGGUGGAAGAGAAGGAGGAAGUAAAGUUGGAGCAAGUGAAGGAAAAAGAAGCAGAAUCUCAUUCCAACGCUAGUGCUGACACUGAGCCAGCCAAGGAAGAAAAGGUGGAAGAAAGCGUAGAGAAAAGUCCAGAAGAGAAUAAGGAGACAACAGAGGGAGAAGGAGCUGAGGAGGAGAAGAAAGAGCAGGAGGCACAGGUGGAGGCUGAAGCAGAGGGAGGAGAAGGCCAGACCUCCAUUUUCCAGUCUCCUCUUCGUCUGGUUAGAAAGUCUAAGAUGAAGGUGGUGGUGUGUCACGUAACCCUUCUGGACGGGACUGACUUCGCCUGUGAGGUGGAGAAACGAGCUAAGGGUCAGUUUUUAUUCUUCAAGGUGUGUGAGCACCUUAAUCUGCUGGAGAAAGACUACUUUGGUCUGACGUACAAAGACAGCCAUGAACAGAAGUGUUGGUUGGAUCCCACAAAGGAAAUUAAGAGACAGAUUCGCAGUAACAACUGGCAGUUUGCAUUCAAUGUCAAGUUCUACCCUCCUGACCCCUCACUGCUCACAGAGGACAUUACGAGGUACCUUUUGUGUCUGCAGCUGCGUGAUGAUGUAGCUUCUGGACGACUGCCUUGCUCAUUUGUGACUCAUGCUUUGCUGGGGUCGUACACAUUGCAGGCAGAAUUUGGUGACUACGAACCUGACCAGCCUCGCCCUCUGGACUUCAUCAGUCAGCUGACUUUUGCACCGAGUCAGAACAAGGAGAUGGAGGAGAAGAUUCUCGAACUCCACAAGACACACAGGGGAAUGACCCCAGCCCAGGCCGACACCCAGUUUCUAGAAAAUGCCAAGAAACUGUCCAUGUACGGGGUGGACCUGCACCACGCGAAGGAUUCAGAGGGUGUGGACAUCAUGCUAGGUGUGUGUGCCAACGGACUUUUGGUCUACAAAGACAGACUUCGGAUAAAUCGUUUCGCUUGGCCCAAAAUACUCAAGAUUUCAUACAAGAGGAACAACUUCUAUAUUAAAAUCAGACCAGGCGAGACGGAGCAGUUUGAGAGUACAGUGGGAUUUAAACUCCAGAAUCAUCGAUCUGCCAAAAGGCUGUGGAAAGUCUGCGUAGAGAAUCACAGUUUCUUCAGGUUAAAUGCACCAGAACCUCCGACCAAGGCCCGUUUCUUGACUUUGGGCUCCAAGUUCCGCUACAGCGGGCGAACUCAGGCCCAGACCCGCCUGGCCAGCUCCCUCAUAGACCGACCUGCACCCAAUUUUGAACGGACCUCAUCAAAACGCAUCAGCCGCAGUUUGGAUGGAGCACCAGUGAUUAGUAUAACUGAAGCUGGCAGGGACAGUGCUGAGAAUGGGCGUGAGCCUCACCUGGAGCUUCACUCUGACUCAAAGAGUCGAUUGAGAGUGCAUGGGGACAAUAUUUAUGUGAGGCACAGUAAUUUAAUGUUGGAGGACCAUGAUAAGACCCAAGACGAGGUUCUGAAACAUCAAGCUAGCAUUAGCCAGCUCAAACGCUCCUUUAUGGAGGCGCCACCUCCCUCUCCUCCUCAGCCCAACCAAUGGGAGAAACGUCUCACCUCCUCUCCUGCUACAACGAUACGUAUUCAGCAGCAACAAGUGAGCCUGGAAGAGGAGAUAGCCUCUGAGCUUUUCAGCAGACACACCGGCACUGGAUUUUAUUCAGCUGCUGAAGCUGCCUGCAGUAUUCCUGAACCAACACUAGAUGCUCUUAUAAGCUCAUGUUCAGCUGCUACUUCUACCACUCUCAAUGCUUUCUGCAGCUCUUCUGUGCCACAAAGCCUUCCUAUUUCCACAACUACUACACUCUCUGCAACAGAGGUCAAUGAGCCACAAACAGAAGCAGCCUCAGCUGAAAACACCAUCUUUGAUACCAAAGAACCUGCAAAGACAACGGAGGUUGAAAUCGAAGAAACUGUUGUCAUCCAAGAGGUUUCCAGAGCAAACAAACCUGGACUUGUCACAGUUACAACCAGUUCCCCUGCUGAUCCGUCUGCAGAGCAGGAAACAAGGGAACAGAAAGUGAGAGUGGAAGAGGAAGUAGUGGUAGUGGAGGAAGCAAAGCAGAGGAAGCAGGAGAGCGUCUCCUCUGAGAGUGAGAGUGACGAAGAGGCAGAGUACCAUCCGAACAUCUCUGUAACCAUCUGUCAUACACAAAUACCAGAAGAGAAGGAAGAGGAGGAAGAGCAGGAGAAGAAUGAGGAAGAGAAGCAUGUGGAGCAGCAGCUGUCGGACCCAGACACUCCUUAUCUUCCAGCUGAGGUCUGCAAGCCUGCAGAAGAAACCAAUCAAGAAGAGUCCAGGGAGGAGGACACAAAGACAGAGGAGAACAAGAAUCCAGAGGAGGAGAAGGAAGGUGAACAUGAGACAGAGGAAAGCACCGAUGACCCGAUGGUGACACCUGACGAAGCCCCCAACAGUUUCAUUGGGAUGGCUGUUCCAGCAGAAGAAGAGGAGGAACCCAAAGUGAACGGAGAAGCCUCACUGGUUGAAGUGGAACCACGGCCGCAGGUUAUUUGUUGCUCUGAGCCACCUGUGGUAAAGACAGAAAUGGUGACUAUAUCAGACACGUUUGCAGCCCAGAAAACUGAGAUAGCUACAAAAGAAGUUCCCAUCGUACAUACGGAAACCAAGACCAUCACAUACGAGGCUGCACAGUUGGAUGGUAAUGGUGAUGGUGAGCCUGGCGUGCUGAUGACUGCUCAGACAAUCACCUCUGAGUCUUUGUGCACUACCACAACCACACACAUUACCAAGACGUUAAAGGGUGGGCUGUCGGAGACAAGGAUUGAAAAACGCAUCGUCAUCACUGGCGACUGCGACAUCGACCAUGAUCAGGCACUGGCACAGGCCAUUAAGGAGGCCAAAGAGCAACAUCCUGACAUGUCUGUUACCAGAGUGGUGGUUCAUAAAGAAACUGAACUGGCUGAGGAGGAGGAUUGACUGAACUCAGAGCUGAAAGGCCCAUCGUGACUGUUUUCUCAUUUGACAACAAACAAUCUUCGUCACUCUGCAACAACCGAACUUGACAGAAGGGAAGAAGAAGAGGAACUGGAGAACAGGAGGAAGAGGAGGAGGGUUAAGAUAGUGUGAUCUAAGUUGUCACGCUCAUGCCAGAUGGUCUUUCUCACACAUUUUUUGGUGCAUUUUAGUCCCUCACUGCAAAAACAAGAAAUGUAAUAAUAAGCUCAAUGUUUCUGAGGGAACAAAAAGAACCCUUUAGUUAGCUUAUCAUUUGUAGCUUGUUUUUCUAUUCUUCCUCCCCCUUUUUUCAUUAGUUUUAUUGUUUAAAAAAAGAGUAAAAAUAGUGUCUUACAUGUGUUGCAAAAAUAAAAAUGUGGAUGCACCGAUAGCUAUUCCAGAUGAAAGAUAUUUCACCAACAUUGUUAGUAAAAUCCGUGAGUCAGGUCUCAAAAAAGCAAAACUUCAAUCAGGAUAAUAAAAAAAAAGGGUUUUGGUGCAUUCCUUAAAAAAAAUAAACAAAAAACAAUAAAAAAAAAAAAAAAAAGGAAUUUGUUUAAUUACAGCGCCCCCUCAUUCUUCUUUAUGGUGUAAAUGAAACGGAAUAUAAUAUAACUGAAUAAUUUCAUGAAUUUUUAAGGAACAUGUUUACCUUUUACUUCACAACACUCACUUAUUUUAACACAUUCAAGUUCUUUAAAAGUUACACUGACGAGGGAGCUGUAACUUAAAAUAUUGCAGUAAAAAAAAAAAAUCAUCCAGAUUUUUGAUUUUUGUAUCUUUUUUUUUUUUUCUUUCUUCUCGUAAGUUUGUUUAUUAUUCAUCCACAUUCCUUGUGUGUGACCAGCAUCUGAGUCAGUUCAUUUUCAGCCGUGCUCACAUUUAGCUCAACAGCUCAACUUUGUAAACAGAGGAGAUGUUUUAACAUUUACAGUGGGUGAGAAUGGGAGGGAUGUUAAAUAGGUCAGUGGGUUUUACAUUAAUGAAGCAUGGGAAGCUAAAUGUGAUGAAAUUUUACACCAUUUUAGGGUACAUUUUGUUUUGUUCUUUUCACAAAAUAAAAUAAAAAAAAAAUUAAGAGAAAAUAAACAGACUUGAGAGCUGGUGUAUACAACUCUGUACAGAAAAAUGAAGGUUAUUAAAUGGGAGCAGCUAAAUAUCCUCAUAGGGCCCUUCCUCUGAACGACACUAAACAUUCCUACUGGGCCCUCAAGGGGGAAGAAAACUGACCUUGAUUGGGAGAAACGACUGGUGAACUGGAAGAAUAAUUGGGAGAAUGCCAACUAACAACUUGGGUAUGAAAUGAAAUAUGAAUAUUAAUGAAAGUUGGUCUAACUCUGUGGAAAUAAGAAUUUCAGCAUAUUAUGUUGCAUACAGAUUUAACACAGCAGUUUCAGUUAAAUUAUUUAAAAGGAGUUUUCUUGCUACGACUAGUAAAGGUACCAAAAUAAACUUGAAAGCCGUUCUGUCCCAAAAUCCAACUCAAGCUAUUUCCUGCGUUCUGCAGCCUGUUGUCGUCGUAGUUCAGCACUGUUCACACCCAGCUUCUUUUCAUACCCGACUAGUUAUAAAACAGAGCCUGAUAGACAUAACCAUAAAUGGAAUUAAAUUCUGCAUGUUUCACCUUGUAAGCGAGUCUAGAUAUGAUGCUACUGUGUUGAUUGGUUUGAGAGUGUGCAGAUCACAGAUUAUUUUUAGCUCAUACAGCAUGACUUGAUAAUAUUAUGAGACAUGGCGCUGGUUGUGUGUUGUAACUGUUUUACUGCAACCAAAUAUUCAGCUGGAUUCAUUCUCUAUGUUUUUUAACGGUUUAUAUUACGUUGCUUUCAUUCUUAUCCUUCAUCAGUGCAUCACACAAAAAUACAACACUGAAUCUGUUACCACACUACAAACCUAAGUAAAGAAAAAAAUAGUUAAAAUACAAGAGGAAAAAGCAGCUUAAAGGGAAGAAUAUUUGAGGGUUUGAAGUGCCCUUUGCACCCCUAAAUGGAAUCUCAUUGUGGUGUAUAUCAUUUUCUGUUCUUUUACUCAAAUUUAUGGCUAAAUUUGACAACAAAAUGUGACUUUGUGUUAUUAAUGGCAUUAAGUGUGUGAUAAUGAGGGGCUUACUCUAAUGCAUUUAGCUGGGAGAUUUAUUUCUGUGAACAGCAAAAAGCAAGAACGUAUUCUUCUGAAAAUUAAGUGCCACAGAGAACCAUAAAUACAUUCCACUGGACCUGUCGAAAUCCACACUUUUCCUCUGACAGGAUAUUUUUUGAAUGGGAUUUAAAAGGAGGUAUUAUUUACUCCUUUAGAUCAGCAAAACUGUUACAUUCUCUGGAAGAAAAAGCCUGACUUUAACUUGAUUAUCUGUAUCACCUGAGCUGUGUUAGUGUGCAUCUCUGAAUUUUAAAGCUUUCAAAAAAUUACAACAGACAGCAAAUAAAAAUGGGCUUUCUGUUGUGGGAAACGCUGCUCUGACUUCUACUAUGCAGUUAAAUGACAUUCCAUGAGGGGGAAGCUGUCACUCCUCAUCCUCUUGCAAAGAUACAAAGCAGCAUAAAAUCUUUAAAAAAAAAAAUAAAAUAAAAGAAACCUAAAUUUUCAACACUAGGCAGCUUUGGAAGCUUUUCCUUUCCAA